UGCUGUUGAAAAAACUCCAGAUAUAGAAAGAGUGUUUUGAAGCGGCGGUAUGGAGAUGUACUAUCGCGCUCAGUAUGAGCUACAACGUGGAACCACUUUGCCAAAGGAUAACGCGCUCUAGCUUGUAUCGAGCGCUAUAGCCCUGCCGUAUUUGUCACUGGACGAUUCUCUCAACAUGUUUGUCAUUAGCUCUGAGGCGUAACCUUGGCAUUUUAAGAAGCAAGUAACGUCUCCAGCUCCUCUCGUGCGAUGUUGGCGCGAACAAUUAUUGAUUGAAGCAUCGAGAAAAAACGCAUACUCUUGCCGUGGUAUUGCCGCUUCUGUUGCGUCCAGGGUAACUCCAUUGCCUGGCGGAGCCUUCUUGCGCAGUGCUUCCAGACGACCUAGCGGGACGCCUGGAUACACUGACUUGCAGCCCCAUCCACGCACGUGGCUGCGAUGGAAUUUGCGUCAGAGACGACGGCGGUAGUCGGUGUGCUUCUCGUACUUGUGUUGCUGGUGGUCACAGCCCUUAUCUCGUCCAAUGGAGGAUACCGGGGACGGAUUCCGAAAGGCGCGCGUCUGCCGCCGGGGCCCUCAGACCUGCCACUUCUCGGCGACAUCAAGACCCUGCUCAGUGGUCUGAGUGCACAGCGGGCGCUUGCCUGGUCCCGAAUAUACGGACCUGUUGUCAGGGUUAAGGCCGGCUCUUCGGAAACCAUCGUCUUGAACGACUUGGACAUAAUACGGACCUUCUUGAACCACAAGGACUUGCUGUAUCGCUCGAAGAGUUGGGUUCCUGAGCGAGACUGUUGACUUAGGGUUUGGCGGUUACGGAGGCAAGUCUUGGGACGAAAACCGCCGUUUCUCAAUGAAGUUACUCCGCGAACUGGGAUUCGGAAGACCUGCCAUGGGAGAGGUCAUCGCUGAAGGAUGUCGACUGCUGCUAAGUAAAAUAGCUGAGUCCCAAGGGGAACCCAUAGACCUGUUCGACCUCAUCCUUGCCAGCGCGUCGAGCAACAUUGGGGUGUUUGUUCUUGGCUACCGCUACCUGUUGGGGCACCCAGAACACCAGCAUCUGUGCAAGGCACUACGUGACGAGUUUAUGACUAGUCGGGCCGGCAGCGUGCUGUCCUCCUUGCCGUCGUUUGUAGCGGCUUUCUCCCAGUACUUUCCGUCCUCGCGGACGGCCACGCUCAUCGCAGCCAUGAGAUCGAUCGACGAAUUUGCAAGCACCCACCUGUCCCAUCACGUGGCAACGUUGGGUGACAACGAGGAUCGCGACUUUAUCGACGCCUACCUAAGAAAGAGCAAGGGACACGAACAUGAGGCCGGCUCCACGUAUAGCUUGUCCUCCUUGGCAGGCAACGUUGUGAGUUUCUUGUUGGCCGGCGCUGUCACCGCAUCGGGAUCGUUGAUGCGAGAGCUGCUGCUGGUAGCCGCCAACCAGGACACAGUGCAGGCACGCAUACAGAGUGAAAUCGACACGGUCGUGGGCAGCGAGCGCCAUCCGGCUUGGGGUGACAGGGUCUCGACCCCCUACACGAUGGCCUUUAUCUGGGAGGCCCAUCGGCGAUACACCAUGAUGCCACUAGGAGUGCCCAGGCGAGCAUGUCAAGAUGUCGUCAUAGGCGAACACUUCAUUCCGGAAGACGCUACUGUGGUGGCCAACCUCUGGGCAGUGCACAACAAUCCGGCAAUAUGGAAGGACCCGGAUAAGUUCGAUCCGACGCGUCUGUUGAACAGUGACGGCUCGAUCUCCGGGGAUAAGCUCCAGAGGGUGAUCCCCUUUUCGGUCGGCAGAAGAAUGUGCCCCGGAGAAAUCUUCGCAUCAGUGGAAAUCUACAUUUACUUGACGAGCAUCCUGCAGAAAUUCCGUGUACUUCCUGUAAAAGGACAUGUGGUUGACGUGAAUGUGAAAGACAGCGAAAUUAUGCAGCUUGGCCGCCACAAGCUGCGCUGCAUCCCACGGAUAAAUACAGCGCCAUGAUGUCAACAGUUCUGUAAUACCACGGGCCCGAACAUCACUGUUUGUAAUCCUAACAGAGAAGCGCGCGGGUAUUUAAUACCGUUUUCGUGGCCACAGGUGUCCCUCAAGGAGCUCUGAUAGUUUAACUGUGUGCCAUUCAUGGCGUACACUAGGCCUCUCCAUCACAAUGUAACAGGAUCUUGGCUGCUGAAGCCAUAUUGCUGGAUUAGGUUAUUCUGCCGAAGGCUAACGUGUGUUCACUGAGCGGAUGAACAGCGCCGAACAACUUGCAAGAAGCAAUUUGAUGACCAAUAGCGGCGCUUUCGUGCGCUGCCGGAGGAGGGGAGCGCAAUUCGGCCAGCACGGCUGAUCAAUGUAUUGAUGUGUAUAUGAAAUAAAAUUGAUGUCUUAGGGC
Messenger RNA from Dermacentor silvarum, 2363 nucleotides. RefSeq names its product cytochrome P450 2J1. The record is from RefSeq and is a predicted model, not a curated record. Lineage: Eukaryota; Metazoa; Arthropoda; Arachnida; Ixodida; Ixodidae. The transcript has 9 exons. Bases 851 to 1969 code for a protein of 372 amino acids. Gene Ontology annotation, molecular function: oxidoreductase activity, acting on paired donors, with incorporation or reduction of molecular oxygen; heme binding; iron ion binding.